This is a messenger RNA of Phoenix dactylifera (date palm), 883 nucleotides long. RefSeq names its product glycine cleavage system H protein 3, mitochondrial-like. NCBI's taxonomy places the organism in Eukaryota, Viridiplantae, Streptophyta, Magnoliopsida, Arecales, Arecaceae. Gene Ontology annotation, biological process: glycine decarboxylation via glycine cleavage system; protein lipoylation. The record is from RefSeq and is a predicted model, not a curated record. Gene Ontology annotation, cellular component: cytoplasm; glycine cleavage complex; mitochondrion.
GUCACCGAAUCUAUGACGGCCCAUUUUCCUUUUCCUCUAUCCUGCCCCAAGCUCCGCUCCACUCAAAAGAUAGAAGAGGAAAACGGAGGGAAAGGUAACAGAGAGGAUGGCACUAAAGCUGUGGGCUUCUUCAACAGCCAAUGCACUGAAAAUCUCCUGCAGCGGCGCCAAAACUCCUCCUCUCCUCCCCUUCUCCAUCUCCAGAUGCUUCUCUUCUGUUUUAGAUGGACUAAAGUACACUUCUUCCCAUGAGUGGGUAAAGAACGAGGGCUCGGUGGCUACCAUCGGCAUCACCGACCAUGCCCAGGGCCAUCUGGGAGAGGUGGUGUUUGUGGAAUUGCCGGAAGCUGCGAGUUCAGUUUCCAAAGGAGGCAGCUUUGGAGCAGUGGAGAGUGUGAAAGCAACUAGUGAUGUUAACUCCCCUGUUGCUGGUGAAGUUGUUGAAGUGAACACCAAGCUAACUGAAACACCUGGUCUGAUCAACUCAAGCCCUUAUGAAGAUGGAUGGAUGAUCAAGGUUCGACCCAGCAGUCCAUCGGAGCUGGACUCACUAAUGGGUCCAAAGGAAUAUACGAAGUUUUGUGAGGAAGAAGAUGCUCACCAUUAGAGCAAGAUAUGCAUGGGUGCUAGUUCUCUCUGGCUUUGUGCUUCAUCCCAAGAGUAAAGGUAUCAAUCAGUUGGUUGAGUCUGUAAAAAGCACUCAUGUCAAUGGUUAAAGGCUAAAGCCAUUCAGUUAAUUCUAUUUUCUUUAUUUACAACCUUUGUCUUUGAUUGCUAUUAUAGUCUGCCUCCCCUCAAUUCCUUUAACUUUGGUAGUUGAUGCUUCCAAGUCUAAUCACUCUACGUAACUUCAUGCAAUUAAGCCCAUGUUUGUUUCCACUUC